Serendipita indica DSM 11827 is the source of this 1479-nucleotide messenger RNA. The record is from the annotation of a GenBank genome assembly. NCBI's taxonomy places the organism in Eukaryota, Fungi, Basidiomycota, Agaricomycetes, Sebacinales, Serendipitaceae.
AUGCAUCAUCCUAUUGAUCUCAACGUAGUUGCACGCGUCGUUUCCUCGAGCCUUGGGACAGACGGCGUCGACUAUCGGUAUCAAGAGGACUGCGGAAUGUCCGACACGUCCACUUUCGUCAAGCUUGUCAACGCCACCGAUGUUCAUGAUACCAUCAUCGUCAGCGUCGCGACGCUCGUUACCAUUGACAAGUUUGAUGCGGGCCUCCUUCAACACAACCCCGAGUUUGGGUUCUCUUGGGUCGCCUAUAAGCAUCUCGACGGGUGGCCACUCUCCUCAAACUGGCACCAACUUCAGCCAGCGAUUCGUGCGGCAGUCGUCCACAACCUCGCUACAUUUACGAUCAAUCUCGCGGCAGUUCGGCGCAGUUUCCGUGAGAACUCGGCUUCUAGUGCAGACUAUGUUGGCUCUGUCACCCAACCACGGGCUGUUCACUUGCAUCCUCUCGCAAAGGAGCGAGACUAUCGUGUGACCACCCACGACUUUUUGGUUAACAACACGCACGCACGGCUCCUGAAGCAACUCACGACGAUGCAUUGCUUCAAGCUCCAGAGAGGCAGAGCGCCCCCCGGUUCCAAGGUGCUCGCCGUGGACCAAGUUCACGCUGUCUCACCUGUUGCACAGUUGGUGCUCGAGAUGUCGUAUCCGACCGUCUUGGCCCAUCUCAACCUGGACCCACAGAACAUUUGGAUCGAUCCCUUUUCUGGUGAACUCACGGCGAUUCUGGGUUGGGAGCUCGCUCAUUUUGCACCGACCUGGAUGGCAAGCGCACCUCCUCCAUGGCUACUCAACGAAAAGGCCGACUUUAUGCUUCAAGCUGAGAAACGUAGCGAUCCUUGGAAGAUUUGGCGACCCCACUUUCACCACCCGUCUAAGAAUAUUGGAAAAGAGAUGAAGACACUUCGCCAAGUCUGGGAUGCGUCUCUACGUUCGAGUGAUGCAUUCAAGGGGACCCGAGCUCGAGAUGACCUCGCAAGGAUGGCGAUGAGGGCCUGCUUUGUGGAAGAGGACAAGCUGAUCAAGUCUCUUCAUUGGGCUAAGCAUGUGGUAUCUCCGGCAUCCUCCACUUUCUUUCGGAUCAUCUUUCUCAGACACAACCUCGCCCUUCUGGUGCUCGCGUUCGUUUUGGUCGUUCUCUACACAGGAUUUGGAGGGCAAAUGGACCUGGCAAGGAUGGCACGUGGUGUUCCGCCAACAGCCGCUCUCGCAGCUUUGCUCCUCACGGUAAUCGGUUACUGUUUCACACCCCAAGCAGUGAUCAUAAUGAGUCCCAAGAAGGCCGCAAAGCACGUUCUCGUUAUCGAGUCCGUUCUUUUCAAGAGUCAACUCCCAUGGCUGUUUGGUUACACGGCGAGCGAGGCGAAUAAGAAGAAGGCACUGGAGGCGGUCCCGUGCUCUCCUGCGACCAGCAUUGUACCCAAUGGUGUCUACAUUCCCAAUCUCAUGUCUCGUGCUUCGACUGUCGCUGGCACCCAGUAG